This is a messenger RNA of Ahaetulla prasina, 8781 nucleotides long. It is a transcript of the gene SLC19A1, whose product is annotated as solute carrier family 19 member 1. Gene Ontology annotation, cellular component: plasma membrane; basolateral plasma membrane; apical plasma membrane. The coding region runs from base 4767 to 6068 and encodes 433 amino acids. Gene Ontology annotation, molecular function: folic acid binding; folate:monoatomic anion antiporter activity. The transcript is spliced from 5 exons. The record is from RefSeq and is a predicted model, not a curated record. NCBI's taxonomy places the organism in Eukaryota, Metazoa, Chordata, Lepidosauria, Squamata, Colubridae. Gene Ontology annotation, biological process: folate transmembrane transport.
UGCAACAGUGCAUGGAAAGAAUGACGAACCCUCAUUUUUUUUCCUCCUUUUUAUUUGGCUCUUGGAUCAUGGGUUCAUGGAGCAAAGAGGGAUGACUGGGUUAGGAACAAGUGGACCUACAUAGACCUUUUAUGCCUAAAGGCCAGCAUGAGGGCUGAGAUGGGAAGAGAAUUCCACAGAGCUAGCUUGCUUCUGAGUUAAAUUAGAAAAUGUAUGGGUACGCUUGCGUUCUGGUUCAACAUAUUAAUGCAGUAAUGGUAGUUAUUAAAACUUAUUUUGGAAUAAUAAAGCAGUGGGAUGACCUGCCUUUUCCCCCAGUUAAAAUAAAGCUGAAAGGAAUCUCAACCUGACCUGCUGCCUGUUGCCCUAAUAAUCUGAAGUGGAGACUUACAUUUUAACUUUGGAUUCAGCAAAUAGUUUGACAAUACAAACUAGCGAAGUAAAUGCCUAAUCCGAUUGCUUGAGUCAACUUUUAUGACUGUUCUUUCAAUUCCGUUCUUUCCAUUAUGGAUCCCUCCAGAUUAAUUGGGCUACAGUUCUCAUCAUUCUUAGCCAAGAUGGCUAUGUUUGGAGUUGUGGUGCAGUGCAUCUGGAGGACACACUUUGGGAAGGCUGGGCUUCAUGAUACGAUCUUGGUUGUGGUGAAGGUAUCACACAGCACAUAUUAGAACCCUUAAAAAUGCCAAAAAUAAAUGCUUAUAAAGUUUUCCUCCUCUUUUGGUAUUAUUUUGUUCUUCUUUUCCCUCACCAUUUUCUUCUUGCCCUUUUCUGUUUUUUGUAGAAGGGAUUCCAUGAUUAUUCUGUAGCUGCUCUGCCUCAUUUAAUACUUUGUGCCAAUUACAGGUGGUCUCCUAAAUUUGGUGAAAUCAAUUUACAAAUUUCUCCAGCUUGCUUGGAGCUGGUUCAUCCCGUUCCAAACUGUGAUAUUGACUCCGUUGAUGAGCUGAUGGUAGGCUAAAUUUUGAGAAUCACACUGUUCCCUUUAUCAGAUGAAUGGUUAUUCCCACUAAUUCCAUGGAUUGAGUAAAAUUGAGCCGACCGAAGACCGCAUUUAACAUUUAUCAAGGUCGGUGAAAUGAGAACUCAAAUUGUUGGGGGCAAUAUGCUGACUCUGUAAAUCACUUAGAGAGGGCUGUAAAGCACUGUGAAGUGCUAUAUAAGUCUAUUCCUAGGUAGCAGAUGACUUAUGGGAGCUUGAGGUACUGAUUUUUGAUAUAGUAACAUACUCCAUUGUUCCACUUAUUUUUAAGUAGAAACCUGGGUAUAACUAUUUUUAUAGAAGUAUAAGCAUAUCUAAAAAUGAUUAUGAGGUUGGGUAUCUUCCAGGUAUUUUUUUUAAAACAUUCUAAAUACAGAUUAAUAUUUAUUUCAGGCUAUUUUCUUAAGAACCAUUGACCAAUCUCUCAACUAGCUAAUAUACUACUGGUUUAUUUCUUUAAAAAUUUUUUUAAAAAACACUUAAUGUUCUAUGGGUUUCUCCAUUUAGUAGUUUUAAAGAACUAAAGGCUUAGAAUGAGGAAUUAACUGCCCUCCUCAAAGGUGGACUUUUGCAAUGGCUAUGUGUAGGUGGCUGUGACCUGCUGCUCUGGUUUCAUUAAGUUUCUAUUUGAACACUUGAUCUUCUUUUAGUAAUGAGCAAGGUCUAUUUUUUCUCUGAUCCCUUGCGAGGUCUCUCUGGGACAUUGGCAGCUCUUGUCAUUUUGGCAAAAAAACAAUCACACACAGGCAAUCUGUUCCCAAACACUUUGUUCUGCCUGACUGCUGUGCUUUUUGAAUGAGUGAACAACGCUCAGCACCCUAGGUUAUCAAUUAGUGUGUGGCAGCUUCUUCACAUGCUGAGAGCAGAUUUAGCUGUGUGUUUGGGGGGAGAGGGGAGAGAUCACGCCUGACUUAUGGAAACUUCUUUUCUUUUUGUAGUGCUGUGUAUCAAAAGAGCCAAGGUGGCGCAGUGGUUAGAGUGCAGUAUUGCAGGCUAUUUCUGCUGACUGCCGGCUGCCCGCAAUUUGGCAGUUCGAAUCUCACCAGGCUCAAGGUUGACUCAGCCUUCCAUCCUUCCGAGGUGGGUAAAAUGAGGACCCAGAUUGUUGGGGGCAAUAAGCUGACUCUGUAAACCGCUUAGAGGGGGCUGUAAAGCACUGUGAAGUAGUAUAAAUGCUAUUGCUAUAAUGGGCAGAGAGUUGUGGAGUAGAAUGUUCACUUCAAUCUGUCUAAUAGUGGAAGUUUUGGGGGCAAAGUUUUUAUUUAUUUUUAUUUAUUUAAAACAUUUAUAUAGCUGCUGAUCUUUCAACCAACUCUGGGCAGCUCUGUGAUCUGCAUGAUCACGUGACCAGUAUUCAGAUGCUUGGCAACUAGUUCAUAUUUAUGACGGUUGCAGUGUCCCAUGGUCAUGUGAUCCCCUUUUGUGACCUUCUGGCAGGCAAAGUCAAUGGGGAAACCAGAUUCACGUAACAACAAAGGUAUUAACUUAUCAACUGCAAUGAUUCACUUAACAAUGGUGGCAAGAAAAGUCGUAAAAUGGGGUCAAACUCAUUUAACAACAGAAAUUUUGGGCUCAAUUGUAGUUGUAAGUCAAGGACUACCUGUAGUUACAAAAAUUCUUCGGUAAGAAAAAUGGGCUGGUCUGACAUUAAAAAGGCACCAGAGUGAACGUCUCAAUAGGCAUGCCAUAGAAGAAAACAUUUUCAGAUGGCGUUGUAAGAGAAGAUUCACAGCUGAAUAAGAUGCUAAAGGUUGGAAAUCGAAAGGGUUCGAAGGAAUCUCAUGAAGGGCAAUGUUUUGCAGAGUGAAGUACUUCAUUAUUUCUGAGGAGAUUAGGUACCACAGUAGGCAGAACUAUAGCUAUUAAUGGGGCUGGUGUACUCUCCGUAUUUUGUCUAGCUUUGUGGGAGGCAGUUGGGGAGGGUGCACGCCUCAUAAAUUUAAGCCUAAAUUCUAGAGUUUGUGCUGUAGUUUUUGCAUGUUCCUUACCUCAGCAAAUCAUGCCACUGAUUUUCAGCAGCUGUGGUUCAAAGGGUCCUGCAAAUAAAUCAAUCCAUAUCAGGGGUGAAAUCCAAAUUUUUUCCCUACCGGUUCUGUUGGUGUGGCUUGGUGGGCGUGGCAGGGGAAGGCUAUUGCAAAAUCUCCAUUUCUACCCCACUCCAGGGGAAGGAUACUGCAAAAUCUCCAUUCCCUCUCCUCCUGGGGGAAGGAUAUUGCAAAAUCUCCAUUCCCACCACACUCUGAGGCCAGCCAGAGGUGGUAUUUGCCAGUUCUCCAAACUUCUCAAAAUUUCCACUAUCGGUUCUCCAGAACCUGUUGGAACCUGCUGGAUUUCACCCCUGAUCCAUAUGUCAAUUGAUCCCUGGAGCUCAGGUUGUCCAUCUCUGAUCUAGAAGUAUAGAUAUAUGAUAGAGAAGGCAUCAUAUAUUCUGCAUCAACUCCAUUUGUAAAUUGUGUGCUCAGCUACUUUUGCUAAAAUAGUCCAUACUCCUUGACCAGAACAAAUGGCUCAAGUUGACAGAUGUCCUUUGAGGGUAGAAGAUAGAGGAAUGAUGAACUACCAGAUGCCAAGGUGUAGUGAUCUCAUGCUAACAGGGCUGAUAAUACUUUGAGUUACAGAAAAGGUUUUAUUCAUCCUUCCUGAAGUAUAUUCUUACAUACCAUUCUUCCCCCUGGAGUAUGUCAGAAAGUUGGACUUUGCCUCCCCAAAUUUCAAGGAAGAAUGCUUGAAGAGAAAUCUCUGGGAGAUAUCAGGCUGGGGAGUAUUACGGGCUAUUUUUAAAAAAAUGACAGGCUGGUCAGGAGAAAGAUCUCUUGAAUCAAAAUCUUUGGCAUUCUUGUCACUGAAAUUUAAUAUUCUCUAUAUUUCCCUUCUGUUGUCUAUGGGAAAUUUAGGAGAGCAGGGUUGGUCAGCGCUCAAGGUAGCUCAGUCCGGCCAAAGUUCAGUGUCUCCUGCUGCUCUGCUGCCAUGGCUAAAACACGUCAAAUUCCAGUCUAAAGCAACUGUAAGAAGCUUAAUCAAACUCCUUGGCAAGCAAUAUGUGUGGAAUUCAACCAGAGCGAAGAUCUCAGAGUAACAGUUGGAAAAACUAAAUGGGGGAGGAGGUGUCCAAAAUCUUGUGAAAAAAUCCACUCUGAAUAUCAAAGAAAUAUUACCAGCCAGCUAACAGUGGUCUGGUUGGUAUAAAGCAUAAAGCAGCUUUCAGUUUUCCUAUACAUUGUAUUUCCAUAAGCUGGGGUGUGUAUGUGUGUAUGUCUGUGUGUUCUUUCAAAUAAUCGUCUUCAACACGCGAGUGGAUAUUUUUUCCUGUCUCCCCUUCAGCCACAAUCGUCCUUUAUUUUGAAGGUGCUUUGCCUUCUUUUAUAAGCUACAUGCUGUCAUUUCAUUUCCCAUUACAGACAACUCCAUUUCAUCCCUAGGAAUUUUGAUAAAAAUAGUUUGUCUGAUGAACCAGGACAUAAUCUAGCUUGGCAACGUUUGAUAAUUUUCUGUGUUAGUUGUGAAUCUGUUUUUCUUUCCUUUCAGUCCUGCCCAACCAGUGAUCAAUGUAUUUCCAUUCACCCAGCAUUGCAUCAAGUUCUUAUAGCGGUAGAGGUUUCUUUCUCUUAUGGAUACCCCAGGCCCAGUCCUGGUGUCUCUGAAUCAGCUGAUCCUUCUUGUCUAGUUGUUUGGUUUCCAGCUUCCCAAAGACAGGAUGGCUAGUGCCUAAAAUAAGUCUUGGUAUCUGUUGCUGAAAAAAAGAAUGUGAGGAAGAAACACCUAAAUUAUUAGUAAAAGGAGGACCUGAAUGAUUAGAAUACAGGUGACCAAUGAAAUUACACCUGUCCUAUCGUACUCUUACAUGGCAGUAUUGGUGCCCAUCUUCCUACUCACAGACUAUCUGCGGUAUAAGCCAAUGUUGGUGCUGCAGAGUUUGAGCCACAUUGCUAUCUGGCUGCUGCUGAUCUUCGGUACCAGCAUCAUUGCCAUGCAGUUCAUGGAGUUUUUUUACGGCGUCACGAUGGCUACGCGGAUAGCCUAUUCCUCCUACAUCUUCACCCUGGUCACUCCGUCGCGCUAUCAGCGCAUGGCCAGUUAUUCCCGGUCUUCAGUGCUGAUGGGCGUCUUCACCAGUUCCAUGGUGGGACAACUCUGUGUCACAGUUGGAGGCACCACCUUCAUGACAGUGAAUUAUAUCUCAUUGGGCUUCAUGUGCUUUGGGCUGGUCUUGACUCUCUUCCUGAAGCGUCCAAAACGCAGCCUCUUCUUCAACAGGAACAAGAGCUGGUGUAAUGGUACUUCGCCCUCAGAACUGGACAAAAUGAACCCUGGGGCAGGAGAGCCCAUGUGGCAUAAGGCCUCUUCCUGGAAAAAUCUGGUCUUAUUCCGGAUGCUAAAGGAGUUGGGGACUAUUGUACAAAUGCCGCAGCUGAGACUUUGGUCCCUUUGGUGGAUAUUCAAUUCUGCUGGCUACUAUCUGAUGCUUUAUUAUGUGCACAUUUUAUGGAAUGAAAUAUAUCCCGCCAAGGACAGCAGAAAGGUCUACAAUGGUGGAGUGGAAGCUGUUUCUACCCUACUUGGUGCUAUCACUGCUUUUUGUGCUGGCUUUGUGAAGAUCCGAUGGGCCUUUUGGUCAAAACUGGUGAUUGGAGUUGUGACAGCAGUCCAGGCAGGCCUAUUGUUAUUGAUGAACACAACUGCCAAUAUUUGGUUGUGCUAUGUGUCCUAUGUCCUCUUCAGGGGCUCCUACCAGUUUCUCGUGCCUAUAGCCAUCUUCCAGAUUGCAUCUUCGCUGUCCAAAGAACUCUGCGCUCUGGUGUUUGGUGUCAACACUUUCCUUGCCACAGUUCUCAAAACCAUCAUCACUAUCAUCAUAACCGAUAAAAGAGGUCUGGCUCUCCCAGUCCAUCCCCAGUUCUACGUUUACUUUGGCUACUUCACUGUUCUGGCCACGCUGUAUCUUUUGUCAUUUGUGUACAUGAUGGCCAGGCACAAUGCUUGCAAGGCACCCCAACAAGAGACCACACCAGCCAAGGAACUCUGCAGCCCAGUUCAGGGGGAGAACUUGGACAAGGAGGGAAGCCCAGAACUGGCUAGUUCCAAAGCCUGAGGAACAGCACAAUGUGUGUAUGUACAUGGAGAUGAGUUUUCCUGCAAGGUCUCAGUUGAGAUGAGACCAGUGCAGCUGUCAUGACAAUCAGCACUUAUCAAAGUCAAUGCAUCCCUAUUUUCACAAUAUUGGAUCUCUGCAGAAGCUCAGAGAAAAGCUUGCUUGGUUUCAAAUGCAACCUUGGUGCAGUUGACUUUUCUGGCAGCUACAGUUCUCCGUUUCUUGAGCCAAGUUAUACUGAAAUAUUUACCAAUAUUGUAAUUGGGCACUUAAUUUUAUGUUUGUAUGAAUUUGCUUUUAAACAUUUAUGUUCCUAGUUCUGUCAUGUAAAUUUGCCAAUCACCAGAGCAAGCUAGACUAAGGCACUUUUAACGUUGAUACUGGUUAAUAUACUGUGAUGUGACUCAUAGUAAUGGAAAACACGUCUGUUUUCCCCUUAUAGGAAAACAGAUACUUUUUGCAUUUGACCCCUGGUGAUUGUAAUCUGCCACACUCAGAAAACAUAUUGCAAAGAAUGACAUUACCAGGCUUAAAAAAUGCCCUUAAAUUCAUGAAAAUACUGACAUAGGACCAAAGUGAACUAGGCAAUCCAGUCGACUUCAUUGGAAACCAAGAGCUUGCAUUUUUAUUAAUGCUUGUGCUCAGGGGUGAAAUGCUCCCAGUUCGGACCGGAUCAUGUGAUCCGGUAGUGAUGGGGGGCAGGUAGUUUGGAGAACCAGUAGCAAAAAUCCCUGUCCCCCCAACGCCUCGCUAUUCCUCUUCUCUGUCCCUGAAGCUCUCGGUGGUGAUAUAGCUGCAAACGGCUUUAAAUGACUGCCCUGGCGCUUCAAAGGGCCGCAGUACAGCUGAUCAGCACUGUAGGCGGAUAGUAGGCCGGUGCCUCUAUUUUUAAAGAGGGUAGACUGGUGCCUCCCAAAAAAAGGCAAUUGGUAGACCAGUGCCUCUAUUUUUAAAGAAGGUAGACCGGUGUGCUCCCAAGUUUUGUAUACUUUAUUAUUUUUAUUAUUGAUUAUUAUUGGCCAUGCCCAUUCAGUCACCUGACCACCAAGCUACACCCACCAAUUAAGCAACGCCCACAGAACCGAUAGGGAAAAUUUUUAGAUUUCACCCCUGCUUGUGCUCCUCUUUCACAAGACUCAAGCAUUUCUUUUCAAGCCAUUUUUUUUUUAAAUGGAGCUGACUCACAUGAUCCCUUCAGGAGCCCGCUGGAGAAGCACGAUUUGAAAGGAAACUAGGUCAGAACGUAAGCAGAGAAAUUUCAAGCAGCAGCUUGUAUGUAUUUCUAAGCUUGUUGAACAUUCUAGUUUACAAUGCGUAUUUUUUUAUUAUUUCAAAGAUGCAGCAAGUCUUACGGCUUAGGAGUCAUAGCUUCCAACACUGAAGCUCUGGGUCCUCCCCGGAUGCUGGUAUACCCAGAAGCAUCUCUUACCAGUUCUUAUGCUCCAGUCCAGGUUUAAGAUUUCAGUAAAGACCCACUACAACGCAGUCAGGAGGAUACUUUCCUUUAUUCAGUGCCUUUAGAAAACAGUUUAUAAUACACAUCACGCAACUGACAAAGAUAUAAAGGUCCACAGGCUUUUAAAACUGCAUUAAAAUGUCACAAAAUACAGUAGACAGUAAGAAAACUGACUGUAUGACUUUUCCCCACCGCAGUAAUAACAUUUUAUUAGGACAAUUAAAAACAAAGCUUAGGUAGGAAUUUAGCACCUUGGUUUUUAAAAACCAGCUCAAAUGAAUGGAUAUGGAGCAAGCAUCAGCCUGGCUUGAGUUUUGGGACCGGUGAUGUGGAUCAGACAUUCCAUAGCAGUUAAGUCUACCCGCAGAGGAGAGAUGCCAAGCUGCUUUGCUGCGACUUGCCCUUACGAUGGCUUUUUUAAAAUGGCUGCAGUCAGGGUCAGGAAUCCAGCCAGGCUUUUAUAGGGGAACGAAGCACUUAAAGACAUAACUCCAGUCUGUGCUCCAGACGUCUCCGCCUCUUGAAAUAUCCUUGUGCUUUUAAUGCUUUGGAAUGUGUGCGCAUGGUUCCUGUCCCAGUGUUAGGAGACACAAUUAAAGACUGGAGGGGUGGGUCCCUUUUAACUUUGGUUUGAGAGGGUUGGCUAACAGCAUUUAACUGAUUUCAACCUCCAGCCUCCACUAGCGUGUGGGGGGGGAGGGGUUUGUCAGGAUUUUAGCUGACAUACUGAAGGCAGCUCCUUGUGGGUGCAUUUGGCCUUCUUGUCUAAUCCGCUGUUACCUGGCAACUGCUUUUUAAAGCCAGAAGGCUUGUUAUGUGUUCUCUGGUUAUUUUGUAGCUGAGAUUUGAAGGCAAAUGGGAUGGUCGGCCUGGAACAAACUCUCUCUCUCUCCAAGAGGUGGCUGCUAUCAACAGGGCCAGGGAAGAAGAUUGGCAGGGCUCUGAUAACUAAUGGGAACUCUGGGGUCCCCAGAUUUUGCUGUAACUCACUCUGUGUGGCAAAUGUUGGGCAGAGGUAAAGAAUGGCAACUUCCCUGCAAGGCAGAGAAGAAAAAUAUUUUUUAACAAUAACAACAAAUCCUCAAUAAAGGAGCAAAAUACAGAUUCUUUUUUGUGACAGUUUUGCUCCGAUUGUGUUUCCCUCCAGGCCUCCAAGGAAAACCCUACAUUUAAAUUACCUUUAAGGUGGUUCCUUUGAACACUGCUGUCUCUCUGAAGAACAAGAAAUGGGUAAUUAAAGAACAUAGGAAGAAUGGU